AUAACCUUGUUUUCUCCAAAACGUGAGUGGCUCUUGCCGCCGCAUAGGUUUGUUCCUGGCGCGGUUCCCUCUUCUUCCUCAAAACCCAGCUACCUUCAACUUCACUGCAUUUUUCCUCUAACAGUGGUUCUUCUGCACUGUGAAAAUGCCUCGCACAACGACUAUUGAGUGCCCCGGUUGCCCUUCGCUUCGUGCUUUAACCUUCGACACACUUGGUCUCAUCAAAGUUCUGGAAGCCCGUGAAAAGCAAGAUGGAGUUCUCAAGGUAGUGGACCGGUGGGGUGAGCCUGAAGCAUCCAAAUCUGUGUUGGCCGUUUCAAUGAUUGACCAAAAGUCUCACCCGUUAUUAGCUGUAGCAAGGAAAAAUGGCGAGAUUGAGGUUAUGAGCCCUGUAAGUGGAGUUGUUCAGGCUACAAUUUCGAAUACUGAUGAUACAGAUCUUCAGUCUGAAGAGAAUAAUAUUGUUGGUUUGCAUUUAUUUGCAAAACAAAAUAUUGAGUUAGCUUCCAGGUCUUGUACUUUACUUACAUGCACAGCCAAAGGAAAUGCAAGCAUAAGGUCCAUUGAAGUUUCUUCUACGGGAUCUUCCUGUAUUGGUUCUUCAAAAACCUGGGAUGUAUGUACUAGUGGUAACAUCUUCUGUAGCAAGGUGGACGGGAAUGAGAAGUUUGCUUUAUUUGGAGGGAAAGGCGUUGAAGUCAAUAUUUGGGAUCUUGAUAACCUCACUAAGAUCUGGAAUUCCAAAUCUCCUCGUAAAGACAGCCUUGGUAUAUUCACACCUACCUGGUUCACAUCUUGUACAUUUCUAAGCAAAGAUGACCAUCGAAAAUUUGUUGCUGGCACCAAUAGUCAUCAGGUUCGACUUUACGACAUAUCUGCUCAGAGGAGGCCCGUUCUCUCUUUUGAUUUUCGUGAGACACCAAUCAAAGCACUAGCUGAGGAUAUAGAUGGCUAUACAGUCUAUAUAGGGAAUGGGUCCGGUGACAUGGCUUCUGUUGAUAUACGAACAGGAAAAAUGCUUGGAGGUUUUACUGGAAAAUGCUCUGGAAGCAUCAGAUCCAUAGUCAGGCACCCUGAGCUACCCGUGAUAGCUUCAUGUGGACUGGACAGCUAUUUACGAAUUUGGGAUACCAAGACAAGGCAGCUUCUUUCUGCUGUUUUCCUCAAGCAACCUGUUCUUCAUGCUCUUUUUGACUCCAGCUUCAUUGUUGAAGAACCAUCCUCCGGAGCGGAUGGGCUACCAAGCAAGGCACAAAAUCUGAAUGAAAUUGCAGCUGAGGAAGAAGUUGAACCAUCACCUUUGAAAAGGAAAAAGUCUUCUAGAAACAAAGAGAAUAACACAAAUAAUAGUAAAGAAAGAAAAGAUCUAAGCAGAGUGAAGAAGGAAAAAAGCUUAAAGGAAAUGAAGAACAUGAGAAGACAGCAUCAAGAGAAAAGGGAAGCAAGUCAGCAUCCAAGAAAAGAAACAAGAGCUCAAAACGCGAAACUUCAGACGAAGGGUUGUGAUUUACAUGAACUGAAUUCUAUUUGAUACAUACAAGAAGGUAUCCAGACUAAUAAUAUUGGGAUGCAUGGUGAAGGCAGAAAAGUUUGAAUUUUGGCACCAAGUUAGUUAAUUUAUAUGACAAGGCUGAUGUAAAUUUGUUCAAUUUUGAAAUUUCUCUAAGCAAAUGAGAUCAGUGUGUUUUAAAUUAUCUAACAUUCAACGACAAUAGGUGUUUUUUUCUUCUUAAGCUAAUCACAAUUAUUGAGUUGA
Molecule: messenger RNA, 1756 nt
Organism: Lotus japonicus
Lineage: Eukaryota; Viridiplantae; Streptophyta; Magnoliopsida; Fabales; Fabaceae
Biological process (GO): ribosomal large subunit biogenesis
Cellular component (GO): preribosome, large subunit precursor; nucleolus
Molecular function (GO): protein binding
Source: RefSeq, a predicted model, not a curated record